UGUGAGACAUUGUCAGGAACUGCUUUGGCAUCAUUAAAAACGACCAUGUCUGCUGUGGCUCCAGCAGUACCAUUGCCUCCAGCGGCAAAGACUCCCAAAAAGAGGUCUUCCAAGCCUAAGAAAACUGGUCCAACCGUGUCUGACCUGAUCUUGAAGGCUGUGUCCGCAUCUAAGGCGCGCAGCGGCGUUUCUCUUGUGGCCUUGAAGAAAGCCCUGGCAGCUGGUGGCUAUGAUGUUGUAAAAAACAACUCUCGUAUCAAAUUGGCACUGAGACGUUUGGUGACCAAGGGAGACCUGGUUCAGGUCAAGGGAACUGGUGCUUCUGGUUCCUUCAAAAUCAGUAAGAAGCAAGCUGUAGCGAAGAAGAAGAAAGCCGUCAAAAAGAAGAAACCAGCGGCCAAAGCCAAGAAGCCCGCGGCCAAAAAGCGCAGGAGGUCGGCAGCGAAGAAACCGUCGGGAGCCAAGAAGACCCCGAAGAAGGCUAAGAAGCCAGCGGCAGCAAAGAAAGCCAAGUCACCAAAGAAAGCCAAGAAGCCGAAAGCGAAGAAGGCGAGGAGCCCCAGGAAAGCCAAGGCUGCUAAACGCAGAACAUCCAAGGCUAAAGCCCCUGCCAAGGUGUGAGUGGACUGCGACAUUUCUGGACAAUUUAACCCCAAAGGCUCUUCUAAGAGCCACCCCAUGUUUUCAGUGCAAGAGUGCAAAAGUUUCCUUUAUCCAAAAGUUGAGUUACUGCUCAUUGUUAAGUUGCUUUUGAGACUGCGAGUUCAUGUUUUUCGACAUUAUGACAAUCAAAGGGCUACUUAAUUAGACAGCCAAAAUGUUACUUUGCUAAAUUUAUUUGCUUUGUAUUUUAUUAAAUGCAAACGUGUGGAAUGGUAUAUGUAUGAAAUUCUCUACACUGGUUUCAGCUGACCAUCGUGUGAAUGUUUUCUGUCGGGGUUCAUAAGUUCUAUCUUGCAGUUGUGAACAUGAUGUUCGUCACUUAUGUGUUCAUUAAAUUACCAGUGUUUACGUUUUGCAAUAUGUCGUUAAUUAUUAAAACAACUCAGAGAAUAAUGUAAAAUAUGAGAAAAUCAUGAAAUCAUUUACUUUGUUUGAUUGACAAUGUUCAAAGAUGAAGCCGUAAAAUAUCAGAUACGAAGCACAGGGCUAUAUAAAAUUGCUUUCACGCGCUGACGUCGUGAAGCACCUUUCCACCAAGAGUAGGCUAAUUUUUUCCACAAGCAAUAUCCUCAGCAAAGACGGCUGGGUAGAGAGAAGAUAAGGGCUAUUUCAUAUUCUGUGCGUUACGUAACAUGAGCGCACUUAUCCCGCCUCACAAAUACUGCGGUAAAAGAGCACAUUAAAACGUUCUCAUUUCGAAACGAUUGAACCCUCAGUAUUUAUUUCCUGUCUGUCAAGGUGUGUGCAUGAAAGCGAGAGAUAGAGGCCACAGUAAUAUAAAAAAUAGCCUUUGCAAUAGAGCCAUUUUGUAAUCAAAUG
Molecule: messenger RNA, 1482 nt
Organism: Megalops cyprinoides (Indo-Pacific tarpon)
Lineage: Eukaryota; Metazoa; Chordata; Actinopteri; Elopiformes; Megalopidae
Product: histone H1-like
Exons: 1
Coding region: 46-621 (191 amino acids)
Biological process (GO): chromosome condensation; negative regulation of DNA recombination; nucleosome assembly
Cellular component (GO): nucleosome; nucleus
Molecular function (GO): structural constituent of chromatin; nucleosomal DNA binding; double-stranded DNA binding
Source: RefSeq, a predicted model, not a curated record